GUAAGUCAAAGUUGUUGGUUCGAGAACGAAAACAAAGAUUUUUUAAAAGAUAUUUGUACAGUUUUGUUGCUAAAACCUCGCAUGGAAUCGAAACUAGAUAGUUACCGGAAAACUAAACGUCGACAAGCGGUGCUGAACGACGUGAAAGACCUUCUCUACAACAUGGUUUCCUUCCAGCAAGUCCGUGCCGAGGAGAAAGCGACCCACGUCACAAUCGAAUCCGAUAGUGCGCCACAAACCGAGGAACCAGCUACGGCCAAAAGUUCAAAAGUCAAAGUAAAAGUUAAGCGUGUCCCACCCGCAAGUAUACGGCCUGCCAAUUCCGAGGAAGAAUUUUCCGAUCAACAAGCGGAAGAGAGUGACGAAACGCCCGCCAAACCGCGCUCCCUGCUCACCUACCUUACGUACCUGGUGUACCUCCUGUUCUGGGUCACACUCUACGCUAUCGCGAUCGAGCUGCGGUUCGGGGUGGUAUUUCUGAUGCUGUCGGCACUGUUCGGGAUCUACUUCAACACCCGGACGAGAAAGGCUCCCGGAGAGAUCAGCGCGUACAGCGUUUUCAACAAGAACUGUGAAGCCAUCGAUGGCACACUGAAGGCUGAACAAUUUGAACGAGAAAUAGGAAUAAGGCACUGAUUGUGGUCCAAGUGACGAUAAGCAAUAGCAAAUAUAUAUAUAUUUUUGU
Anopheles aquasalis is the source of this 685-nucleotide messenger RNA. It is a transcript of the gene Saysd1, whose product is annotated as SAYSVFN motif domain containing 1. Lineage: Eukaryota; Metazoa; Arthropoda; Insecta; Diptera; Culicidae. The record is from RefSeq and is a predicted model, not a curated record.